AUGCCAGAACGAUUGCGACAGCUUUUUGUUGACAUUUGUCUGUUUUGCAAUCCUACGGAUGCUCUUUAUCUCUUUGAGCGAUCUUUGCCUCAGCUAAUGGAAGAUUUUAUUCGUAAUGGUCACGACGCCGAAAUAGCAAAAAACUUGACUUUGAAAUUUAUUCAAGACAAGCUACUUCUCAACAAUCAAACGAUGGAAAAUCUCUCAUUGCCUGUUCCUGAUUUUCAGCUUAUUCAUCGUCUUAUCGCGGCUCAACUCGAAGAAAAUGCUGAAAUUUCUAUGAGAGAGAAGAGAAGAUUAGGUGAAUUGAUGGUUAGUCAGUUGAACGAAGGUCAACGGGCUGCCUUCGAUCAAGUCAUGGCUGCCGUCAACGAUACUGAAAAUGCAAUUCCGCAUCAGUAUUUCUUGGAUGGCCCUGGAGGAACGGGGAAGACGUUCCUGUACAACACUCUCAUCACCGUACUGCAGGGACAAGGGAAAACAGUGAUCGCCGUUGCGUCUACCGGCAUCGCUUCUACGUUGUUGAUUGACGACACAACGUAUCAUUCCCAAUUCAAGAUUUACCCUCCAAUCACUGAAGCGACCAGAUCAAAAAUCGAAGAUGGUAGCUUCCUCGCCCAUUUGAUCAGAAGUGCAGUUCUCAUCAUUUCUGACGAAGCCACCAUGAAGACAAAUCACGCCCUUAGUGCUUUCAAUUUCCUGUUCCAAAAGUUGCACAAGAACAAUCUUCCUCACGGUGGUAAAGUGCUCCUUCUUGGUGGCGAUUUUCGUCAGUGUUUACCGGUCGUCCGACACGGAAACAGGGUGACAGUGCUGGAAGUCACUAUCCGAAACAAUGACACUUGGCCUCAGUUUCAACAACUUCGUCUGACUCAAAAUAUGCGUACCGUGGCCGGCAGUCAAGACUACGCCGAUUGGCUCAUUCAGCUUGGAAACGGAACUCUACCGACGCAUCCAAAAUUGAACAUCCCCGAUAUGAUUGAAAUUCCUAAAGAAUUUUUCAAUUAUAACCGGAGUUUAGUCGAGCACGUCUUUGGUGAUCCUGCUCAACUGUUAGAUCCUGUCGUAUCUCAACAAAUAUGCAGUCGCGCUAUUCUUUGUCCGAAAAACGGCGAUUGCUUACGAAUCAACAAUCAGAUCAUCAAAGACAUGCCCGGUACGCUUCAUGAGUACAGAAGCAUCGAUACCAUCGACUCUGACGACCCUGAAGAAAUUUCAAAUUACCCAACCGAAGUUCUCAACUCCUUUGACGUCUCCGGAAUUCCCACCCAUUUGCUGAAAAUGAAAGUGGGAGCCGUCAUCAUUCUUCUGAAGAAUAUCGAUUCGCGUCAGGGACUUUGCAAUGGGACCCGGCUCAUCAUCAGGGCGCUUAGAGAAAAUCUGAUCGUUGCAGAAAUUGCUGCUGGAAAAAACAAGGGGCACAUCGUCUACAUCCCGCGGAUGAUGAUGUCCCCAACUGAUUCGGAUCUUCCAGUCAUCCUCAAGAGGCUCCAGUUUCCCGUUUUGUUGGCGUUUGCGAUGACCAUCACAAAGUCACAGGGCCAAACGUUUGAUCGGGUCGGAAUAUUACUUCCAGAACCCGUCUUCAGUCAUGGCCAGCUGUAUGUGGCCUUCUCCAGAGCUACAUCGAAAGACGGAGUCCGAGUCGAGAUUGCUGAGUCUGGGAAACAAGGCAAGCUUCUCAAAAAUCAUCCGACAGCCACCGAAGAAGAAAAGAAAAAGGUGUUUACUUUAAAUGUUGUCUUUAAAGAAGUUUUAUUGUAA
Messenger RNA from Daphnia pulicaria, 1764 nucleotides. RefSeq names its product ATP-dependent DNA helicase PIF1-like. Gene Ontology annotation, biological process: telomere maintenance; DNA repair. NCBI's taxonomy places the organism in Eukaryota, Metazoa, Arthropoda, Branchiopoda, Diplostraca, Daphniidae. The coding region runs from base 1 to 1764 and encodes 587 amino acids. Gene Ontology annotation, molecular function: DNA helicase activity. The transcript is spliced from 2 exons. The record is from RefSeq and is a predicted model, not a curated record.